Neohortaea acidophila is the source of this 2127-nucleotide messenger RNA. RefSeq lists its product as uncharacterized. Gene Ontology annotation, biological process: negative regulation of DNA-templated transcription. The transcript has a single exon. Gene Ontology annotation, molecular function: RNA binding; metal ion binding. Gene Ontology annotation, cellular component: nucleus. The record is from RefSeq and is a predicted model, not a curated record. Bases 1 to 2127 code for a protein of 708 amino acids. Lineage: Eukaryota; Fungi; Ascomycota; Dothideomycetes; Mycosphaerellales; Teratosphaeriaceae.
AUGGUUUCGGAGAAGCUAUACGACUUAUGCCUGCCCAUACUGUCAGAUGCGGCGCUAGGGGAGGAAGAGAAGACGGAUAAGCUGGAGGAGAUCUUGAGCAGUGAACCAACCUCCUUGAAAGGCAAGGCCCUCGAAGAUGCAGUCUUGGGCGCGCUGUGGCAAUGGAAGAGUACAAAUGAGAAACUCACCUCACCCCCGCCCGCCCGUGGUGCAGCCGGCGCCGCCAACCGCGCCAUGUCCCCCGCGCCCUGGCUUCACCGCUCCGGCACGCCCAGCGCGAGUGCCGCUUCCUCACCGCGGAUGCCGAGUGCAAUCCCCGUCCGUGGGCCUCUCGCCCGUACUGCCUCUGCUGCCAGCUCCUUCACCUCGCCCAAACCCUCUCCACGCCUUGCCUUUGCCAUGCCGGCCAUGGGAUCACACUCAGGCACCCAUCACCCAACUUCACCUCCUGCUCUCAGCGCAAUGGACAGCUUCGGCGACUAUGGCAGUGACACGGUGGAUUGGCUGACCAACGACGACGAUAUGAGCAGUACAGUCACUUUGGGCGAUGUGGACUUCGCUCCGGGAGCCGACUUCCUCUCGGCCUCCACUGCCGACAUGACCCCUUAUGACAUGCUACGCUCCAUCCUGCAGAAUCACAGUACCGAUGCAGAGCUCGAGCAAAUCCUAGAAGCAAACGGCUACGAUCUAGGACAGACCGUCACCUCCAUAAUGACCACGCCCGGACUCAUCCCAACCACCACCUCUGUGCAAGAGACCCCUCGCACCUAUCUUGUUGGAAAGAGCAUGGCCCCAGCUGCACGACCGACAACUCCAGCGGGUCAGCAAAAGUCUCCGGUCGUGUGUCGGUAUUGGCUAGCAAGCGGGCAUUGUGCACGCGCCGACUGCCGCUUUGCUCACGAAGUGCAAAACUCCCACGUCUGCAAGUACUGGCUGCAGGGUAACUGCUUUGCAGGAGCAAACUGCCUCUUCUCUCAUGAUCCCUCCACGCUCAUGGCCCAAAUCAGCAUCUCCAAUGAUGGCGCCAACAGUGCGCAACAAUUCGUUCCAAACUUUCAGCUCCAGGACUACGACAGCUUCCCAGCCCUUCAACCUACCUCUAGCAACCCCUACGACGAUGGUUCAGACAUGAACGCCGAGACAGGCUUCCAACAGAACUCGUCCGGUCUGUUUCCUACCCAGAUUCCUACAGGCCCUCGUCAAAGCCAACCAAACUCUCGUCCCGGAAGCCGGCAUUCUUCUCGCGCCCCGACUCCGAGUCAGCCCAACUUCCAAGACGACGAGGCUUUUCCUACAUUGGGCAGCGCUGCAGCCUUCAAACCUCAGAGUAAACGGCACCACGGCAAACGUGGCGGGCAUGGUAAUCAGGGAGCGAGCAGCGUGGUCGCUCACCAGCCUACAAACCUGGCGGACGUGGUGCGCAUGAACCCGCCCACCCAACCGCUGGCGUCAAUGAACAGUCGGGAUGCGCUUCGCCGUGGCCUGCGAAACAACCGCUCCUUCACGUCAUCGCGCGAAAAUUCCACACUGGCCAUGCAAAUCCCACCGCCUUGCGAGAUUCCAUGGCUGGAGACGGGCGAGAAGGCCAACCAAGCGUACCUCAAGGCACGCCAAGAAGCCUUCAAGCAUGGUGGACAACGCAACAAAUUCCUUCAAUCCGCUGCGCAGGCCUGGAAUCGCAACGAUGCUCGUGGGGCAAAAGCGCUCAGCCUGCGAGGGCAGAACGAGAACGCACUCAUGCGUGAAGCGCAUCGGGAGGCUGCACGAGCAUUGUAUGAUGCAAGGAACAAGAACCAAGGCGUCGGCAAAGAGAUCUACAUCGAUCUUCACGGGCUACAUCCGGAGGAGGCGGUGGACUAUCUAUCCGAUUGUCUGAUGGAGCAAAAGUCGUCAUCUCGCCCGAUAUACGCAAUCUGCGGGACGGGGCAUCAUAGCAAGAACGGGAAGGACAAGGUGGGCAAGGCCGUUCGCCUCUUCCUUAACGAAUGGCGAUAUGCUUUCCGCGAGUUCUCGGUACCCGGCGACCGCAACAACAUCGGCGGAAUCCUGGGCGUCGACCCUACGAGUUAUGACAAGUCCAUGUCGGCGCCAAGCGCGAGUGAAGGUGGUGAAAGCGCCGUGGCGUAG